CUCGGGGUUUCAGACCCAAAACCAAAAAUGGACCAAAAAGAGGAGAGCAGCUCCAUAUUCGACCCUUGCCCCAUUUGCCUCUCACCGAUUAAUCAAGAAUCCUACUUGGAUCAAUGUUUUCAUAAAUUUUGCUACAGUUGCAUCCUGCAAUGGACAAAAGUAGUCGCUAGUAAGCAUUCUCCUCGUGAACCCUUCAUAAAGUGUCCUCUUUGUAAGACAAAAAGUUCAUCAAUAAUAUAUGGGUAUGAUGGAAGUUCUUUCCAACAGCAUCUUCUUUAUGAGAAUUCAGAAAAUAGCAUUUUCUUCACAAAAGCCCAUAAGUACAGAUUACAGUGCUACUACAUUGAGCUAGGUAAUUCAAUUGGUAAUAUUAACAUAUCGCGUUAUUGGAAAUCCAAUAAAUAUCGUCAACCGAAUCAAUGGCUAUAUAAUUGGGUGAGAAGGGAAAUUCAAGCUUUGAUUCAGGAGAAAGAUGUUGAUAUAAUUGUGCAUCAUAUUAUUGGAGUCAUUGACUCUUGGAGAAGAAACGAGCCAAUGGGGUCUAAAGUUUCACCUGAAUUAAAGCAACAAGGGUUUAAGAGAAUGGUGGCGGAUGCUGCAAAGCCUUUUUUGAGUGGGAGAACAGAUCGAUUUGUGAAUGAGGUGGAAAUGUUUUUAGCUUCUGGAUUAAAUAUUGAAGCAUAUGAUAAAGUUUAUGUCAAACAUUUGGGUUGGAAAAUUCCGGAGAUAGUGGGUGAUGAUAUUGAUGAAGAACAUGUUGAUUGUAACCCGGUGAUUCCAUUGUUGUCUUUUUCUGAUGAUGAGCUUGAUGAAACCAGUUGAAUGGUUUUCUGGUUUUAGAAUUAGGAAAAUAAUUGUUUUGAUGAGAAUGUUAAUUAUGUGUGUAUGUCGAUGUUAUUAAUUGUUUAUAACAAUUUUUUUUGGAACAAC
Lactuca virosa is the source of this 930-nucleotide messenger RNA. The record is from the annotation of a GenBank genome assembly. NCBI's taxonomy places the organism in Eukaryota, Viridiplantae, Streptophyta, Magnoliopsida, Asterales, Asteraceae.